Messenger RNA from Penicillium maclennaniae, 2427 nucleotides. Its product is annotated as putative R3H domain protein. Gene Ontology annotation, molecular function: nucleic acid binding. The transcript is spliced from 5 exons. Gene Ontology annotation, biological process: galactose metabolic process. Lineage: Eukaryota; Fungi; Ascomycota; Eurotiomycetes; Eurotiales; Aspergillaceae. The coding region runs from base 1 to 2427 and encodes 808 amino acids. The record is from RefSeq and is a predicted model, not a curated record.
AUGGCAUCUCAAAGUCCCUCAUCAGGAGACCCCCAAUUCUCCUUUGCAAAGAUCGCUGCCAUGUCCGCAAUCCCUCAACCCCAUUCGUCCUCAGUAUCAGUUGAAAGCAGCAGCUCUCAGCUUGCGACGACCUCAAAUGUCUCCGAACCUUUCAACACGGGCGCCCCAUUACCUCCACAUUCCUUGAACACAAUCAAGCAGAAGAUUGCCUCGAGCGAUCCUGCAGUUGAUCACCUAGGCAGAGCAGUGCAGGACAUUGACAUCGCCCUGCAGACAGACCGGGAAGGGUCUAGAUCUUCAAUUGGCGACCAAGAGAAUGGCACAUUCAAGAGAAAUAACUCAUUUGAAGAUGAUCGCACUCAUCUUUCUAAUUCUUCUACUAAAAUGACCAACUUUGACUCGAAGAGUUUGGCCUCUGUGACCACUUUCGCCAUGGACGAAAAAGACUCUGUACGACCCGAUGACAGUGCGAGCGUGCAAGCCAUUGAUGAAGAAGAGUCACUUUCGGGCGCCACAUCUGGCGCACCGAACUCAGUAACUGGCUCCGAAGCCGGAGGACGUCUCUUCCGCGACCAAUUUCGCGAUGGAAAUGCUCUGCGAUCUCGUGGAAGUCUUCCUGUACCUGGUUCUCUUUACAACGAUGGUGACCUGCGUGGCACGGUCAACAUCCCCCCAGACUCUGUUGCAAACAAUUUUGUUGUCCCAGCCAAUCCUGACGGCCUGUCGGAUGGCUCCAGUAUGCAUGGAUUUCCUAUGGAACCAGACGAGAAACUUUUGGAGGCGAUGAAAUCUCCAAAAGACCGUCUGACGGUUCUCCAGCUAGAGGAAAGGAUUCGUUACUUCAUCAAAGAGUCCGCUGAACAAUCCUUGGAGCUGCCCCCUUCUAAUGGAUUCCAACGACUUCUCGCUCAUAAACUUGGAGAUUAUUACCAUCUGACUCAUUUUGUUGAUAACAACGUGACCUCUGUGAGGCUGCAUCGAACUCCUUUCUGCAGACUCCCUGAACCUGUCUCCGCGGUGCACGCUGCCACUAGCACUACCCCGCCCCCAAGUGUCCCGGCCAUGAAAAUCAUGCGUCGAAAUGACGAACGACUAUCAGCCGAAGGAAGUAUGGCACCGAGCUCGUCUGUUCAAUCCAAGGCUACUUCCGAGGCCGGCGAUAGCGGCGCGGAGGGUGAUCGCGCAGGAUCCUCGGCCGAUGCCACACCCGCCAAGGAUCGACUGACAUUGACCCGCGAAGAACGCGAGGCCAAAUAUCAGGAGGUUCGAGAGAGGAUCUUUCGUGACUUCGCCGACAGCGUCAAGUCAGACACGACCAGUGGCGAGUCCAAUCCUGAUAUGUCACGAUCCAGCUCCACGAGUGGCCCCCGAUCCCAGUUCAACGCCUACUAUCCAGGCAUGCAGUACAACAAUGGUCUGAGUCAGGCUCCCUACAAUGUCGGCGGCAACGAUGGUUCUUAUGCUACGCAACAGGUUCCUUACCUAGUUGGACCCGGUGUACCGCCACCAACCACAGGCUACCUGCCUGCCGGUCAGAACAGCACUGUGCACCCCGGACAAAUGGGUGGCGUGAACAAUCCACCUCAAUAUCCAAUGGCUAUGUCGCCGCAGAUGGCCUCUAAUGGCUCGUGGCAAGGAGGAAGCAUGCCGCAGCAGUCGCCAUUCUCUGGAUACGCAUCGAUGAGCCAGCCGGGCAUGAUGAAUCAAAACAUGAUGAACCAAUCAUCUCCAAGCAAUCCAUCGCCGGCCAUGAACACCUUUCCUAUGCCACAGUCUGCCCAGUACCAGCCGAAUCCUCAGUGGGGUUCCCCGCCCUACUCUGGGAAUUACCAGCAGUCGCCUCAAAGAAAUCAAGCUCCGGUCCAUUGGCCUAACUACCCCUCCCAGUCGAUGAGCUCUAACCUGGCGGCCUAUCCAUAUACGCAAUACCCUGGACAGCAUCUCAACCCCACACUUCAGAACACCGGGUCCUCCAUGAUGCCAGGCAACUACAAUGCUAGGUCUCACUUCAACCCUCAAACCCGCUCUUUCAUUCCCGGCGGUGCACCCGUGACGCGCAACCCGAGCCGAGGUGCCCAACAUCCGAUGCAGCCGUUCAACGGCAUGCCUCAGUCUCAAUGGAUGGCAUACCCGGAGUCUACUCCUCAGAACCGGGGCAUGGAGCAUUCCUCCACGGCAAGCACAGCCCGCGUGCCAAACCUCCCUAAUUUGCCCAAUCCAGGCCGGGACUCUAUCGCGAAAUGGGGUACCCCGUCCCACCUUCCUCCCAAGCCACCGCCGUCCGAGGUGAAGUCUGGCUUCGAUAUGAAGCACCGAAUAGGUUCUCUCCCGGUUCCCGCCCCAUCCUACCCUGGUAAUGGAAUCCCGGUGGCUCAAAACGGCCCGCUCGUGAUUACUGGCGGGGCCAACGUCUCAAAAACGAACUAA